AAAUAAUUGAGAUAAAUAUCAAUAUAAACCAUUCAUUUAAAAUGAAAUUUCAUUUAGUGGGACAUUUAAAAAGAGGAAGAAAAAUCAAAAGACAAGCCAAAAUAAAUAGAAAACGUAAAGCUAAAGCAAACAAGCCUAUAGCUAACCUCACUACACUUUCAAACCCUCUCUCAGUCUCUCAUCAAAAUCCGAGAAAACCCACAAAAAGAAAAAGUUAAAAGAAACCCUAAUCUAAAGAUCCGAUCAUCGUCAUCUUCACUUCUCUCUGGAUCUUCACCUUUUGUUUUAUCUCUUUUGCUUUUAUCUUCUGUUUCUAUAUAUCUUGCCUUAAAUGAAAGACAGAGGAAAGAGAACAGCAAUGGAGAGAAGAAACGACGACGUUUCCUUUCCCGAGUUCUCUUGUCGAAAACAUCCUUCAGUUUACGUUGUCGGAAUCUGUCAGUACUGUCUCAACGACCGUUUAGUUAACCUCGUAUGUUCCGAAUGCGGCGAACAGAGACUCUCUUCUUGCUCUUGCUCAGAUAUCUCUCCUGACCGAGCCUCAAACGCCGCCGUAGACGCCGUGAACGUAAAGAUCUUCUCUCUCAUCGAUACAGAGUCGGCGAAACAGAGGAAACCGACGAGAAAAACAGAGGAAGAAGUUGUGGUGUUCAAGAGGAGUAGUAGCAGUUGCGUUGAGAUUAAGAAGACGAAGCAUCACAAAUUCUCGAGACUCGGGAGGUUCUUCAGGAAGAUUAACCCGAGAAAGGAGAGAGCUUUCGAUGACAACGAGAACGAGAACGAUUCUUGGGUUUUGAAACAGAGUGUUUCGAGAUCGAGAUCGCUCUGUAGCUUCCGAGGAGGGAACGGGUACUUUAUCGGGUCGGAAGAAGACGUGUCGUCUUACUCCGGCGCGAGGAGCUCGUUCUCCGCCGCGAGAAGCUCCAGCGUCAACGGCGGGUUAGGGGUUCUCGAAACAGAGCAUCGGAGGAGUAACUUCGAAGGGAGGAAAAGCAAUUUCAGCGAGAAGAGUAACUUCGAAGGGAGGAAGAGUAACUUCAGCGAGACGACGGAGCACCGGCGGAGUAAUUUCAGUGAGUCGGAGCCGCCGAGGAGGAGCUGUUUCGAGGCGAGGAAGAGUAACUUCAGUGAAACAGAGUAUCCGAGGAAGAGUAACUUCAGCGAAACAGAGUAUAAACAGAGUAUACCACGUAGGAGCAAUUACGAAGCGGCGCCGAGGAAGAGUGAUUCGUCGGCGAUGAGUUUCACGAGGAGGGUUUUGUCGAUGAAAGAGAGUUACUUUACCGGAGGAGAGGAGCCAGGGUUUAUAGAUCUCAAGUUCGAGUCCUCUGGAGGAGGAGGGGAAGUAGUGGUAAACGACAGCGUUUUGGAGCGUGGAGGAGGAGGGUCUUGCCGGUUAACGAAGAAGGAUCGAGAGGUGAGUAAGAGUCGAAGGACGAGUUUCAAAGGGUGGAAAUGGAUAUUCGGACAUCAUCAUCAUCUUCAUCAUUAAAGAGAUUCAUCAUGAUGAUGAUGGAGAUUGAAGGAAACAGUUGAACUAUUUGUGUUAUCCGAUAUCAAUCUUAGUUGAAAUGCUUUUGUUUUUCUCUAGUGAUUUAUCAUUUUGUUUUAUUGAAUAGUAUAAUUUAUCGACGUCUCAUUUUGAAAUGAUAGAGAUGAGAUUAUGAGUGUACACAACAUAACCGGUUUUAAUCCAAGUCUUAUUUUGUAAUCUGGUAACAUUGGGGGUUCUUAUGUAUUUAAUUGAUCACUUUGCUUCAAUAUUUGUGAAGG
This is a messenger RNA of Eruca vesicaria subsp. sativa (arugula), 1773 nucleotides long. Lineage: Eukaryota; Viridiplantae; Streptophyta; Magnoliopsida; Brassicales; Brassicaceae. The record is from the annotation of a GenBank genome assembly.